Molecule: messenger RNA, 3003 nt
Organism: Cheilinus undulatus (humphead wrasse)
Lineage: Eukaryota; Metazoa; Chordata; Actinopteri; Labriformes; Labridae
Gene: klhl30
Product: kelch-like family member 30
Exons: 8
Coding region: 204-2000 (598 amino acids)
Molecular function (GO): protein binding
Source: RefSeq, a predicted model, not a curated record
GAGACACAGGCAGCCCGUCCCAGUGACUUGGCAAAAGCUUCUUCGCCAUGCUGCCCACUCCAUGUUGAUCAGCUUCAAACAGGUUUCUAACUGGAAGGAUGAUCCAUUAUUUCCAUGCUCUGCCUCUGUGGUGAUCUCUAAAGUCAGCUUUGACUGUCCUUGCUGGAAGAAGAUUCAGGUUAUAUUCUGAGCUGAACUCAAUCAUGGUACGCAAUGUGGAUGACCUGGACUUCUGCCUGUCCUCCCACCCUCAGAGCAUCCUGGAGGGCUUGCGCUCCCUCUGCUCUCAGCCUAAACUUGUCGAUGUUACGCUGAGCGCAGGCGGCCGGGAUUUCCCUUGUCACCGUGGCGUGUUGGCCCUCUGCAGUAUGUACUUCCGCUGCAUGUUCUCGGGGGACUUUGUGGAGAGCAUAGCGGCACGUGUGGAGCUUCAGGAUGUUGAUCCGGAUAUUCUCAGCACUCUGCUGGACUUUGCAUACACAGGCAAACUUACUAUUAACCAGAGCAACGUGGAGGGCUUGAUCUGUACCUCCAGUCAGCUACAGUUCCAGACAGUGAGAGCCGUGUGCAGCAAAUAUCUACAGCACCAGAUUGAUGCAACAAACUGUCUCGGCAUCCUGGAGUUUGGCGCCAUCCACGGCUGUCCUGAGGUGAUGGCCAAAGCUUGGGCUUUCCUAUUGGAGAACUUUGAGGCUGUGCAACAAGGUGAGGAGUUUCUUCUGCUGGAAAAGGACAGAUUAGUUGCGUGCCUAUCAGAUGAAGGACUACAGAUCAGAUCAGAGUGCACCCGUGUGGAAGCCAUCCUGAAGUGGGUCAGACACCACACAGAGUCUCGGCUCUGUCACCUCCAUGAGCUCCUCAGCUUGUCCCGUCUCUGUCUGCUCAGUCUUGACUACCUCUCUGACUCCCUGCUGAAGGACAGUCUGGUGCAGGCCUCUCCCAGCUGCAGAGAGGCUGUGGAUAAAAUCCACAAAGAGAAAAUGGAGACGGCUCCAGAACUCAUGGACCGACUCAAUGCUCAGAGUCCACAGCCAAACCUGCAAGAGGUGCUGUUUGUGAUGGGGGGUCGUUCACUGGACGACUCUGAUGAUGAGUCAGAUGAAGAAGAGGAGAGGGACCCCAGACUGCAGAGACUGCUGCUCAGGAACUGUGCCUUCUACAACACCAAGACAAAACAGUGGCACGAGCUCCCAAACUUCCCCAACCCUAACAAGUGGGGUUACUCCAUGGUGUCAUUAAACAAUGAUGUGUAUGUCACAGGGGGCUCACGAGGUACGAAUACCAAUACCUGGUCAACCACAGAGACCUGGAAGUACAUCACAAGGGAGGGGAGGUGGGUAACUGUGGCACCCAUGCUUCGGGCACGGACUAACCACACAUCAGCAACCCUCAACGGGGAGAUUUACGUCAUUGGAGGUACAACGGCAGAUCGUGUUGAAGUUGAGCAUUACGACCCUUAUAGCGACACAUGGACCUUGACGUGCCCCGCCCUGAAAUAUGUGACCAACUUCACCGCCACAGCUUGUCAUGGGAAACUCUAUGUGAUUGGUUCAUGUGCUGUGAAAUACAAUGCUUUAACCAUGCAGUGUUACAACCCUGUUAUAGAUAGCUGGACCAGCAUUUGUUCCCCCUUUAUCCCCAAGUACUUGUCUUCUCCUCGUUCUGUCUGCAUGGAUGGAACCAUAUAUCUGGUUGCUGACAACACUAAGAAAGUUUACUCUUAUGAUCCAGAGGCAAACAUGUGGCAGAAGGUCCAGCUUCUCCACAUGCUCCAUGAGAAUGGCGGCCUGGUAACAUUAGAUGGCAAGCUGUUUGUCACAGGAGGCCACUGGAAAGGUAUGGAGGGGGACUACGGGGUGGAAGUGGAGAUUUACAACCGAGCGUCCAACACCUGGGAGGUGGAGUGCUUCCUUCCAAGGCUCUGGUUUUACAGCGGAGUCUGCACCAUCUUCCUCGACCCAUCCCAGUGGCCUGAGCUCUUCCUCAUAGAUUCAACAUAAAGGCCUCAGGGACUGAGAGGACUAAACUCAGGGUCAAAGAGUUCACUAUCAUACCUCUGUGACAAUUCAGGUGGCAUGUUUAUCCCAGGAUGUCAUUGUGUCCUAGUAUAGUUUGUUACAUGAUGACGAGGUUGUUUUUAGAGCAUUGCUUGGCUGCUGUUCAGUCUAUUUAUACUUUGUAUCAUGUGUUUGAAAAAUGAUAUCUUUUUGCUGAUUCACUAUGUUCAAGUGGCAGCCAUUUUUCUCUGACAUCACUCUUAGGUUGGAAACUGAAAUAAAGUUUUAAGCCAUAAUACAGUCCAAAAAAUAUUAGAAAACUGUUUUAAAGUCAUAGUACUGUAUACUAAGUUGCAAGUUGUAUGAAUGGAGGGUCGCUUACUGAGUAAAUGAUCACCUGAAAAAUAAAUAAUGAUGAAAUCUGGAAGGAAGCUUUACCAUAAUUUAAUGUCUUCAAAACUUAUUUGAUGAAUUAUUGACUUUUACAUACAAUUAAUUCUGACAUUCAAAGCCUUGUAGUUAAAAUAACAUUAAAUAACAUUACCUUAGCUAAUGUGUGUAUGCUCGAAAUAUAAGCCUUAUUUGAUGCAUUUUUUUAGACUUCCAUUGGGAAAUAUUGUCUGACUUUAGUUUGUUUCAACUUAAAGUAUGAUAAGAUUUCCAAUAGUUUAAUUGUUCAUUAUCUUUCCAGUUGCUGAUAGUAUUAGUAGUGAAUUUGUGAAGAUGUAAGAAACCAAAAUCUAAACCAACAUGACCCUAAUCUGUGUCUAACAACCACUUAUAAAGUAAUAAAACAGUAAAAUGACAUCUGCUCUUCCUUGCUUGAGCAUUCAUUCAGAUAAAAAUUGGUCAAUAAAAGGUGUCUGUGGUUCAUUAAAUCUUUCUUUAAAUAGUUAAUAGCUCAUGCUUUGACAGUAAUGACUAUAAGGAUUAUUAUUUUUGUUGGUUCUGUAUCAAGUGUUUGGAUCUAGAGGUGAAUUUUUUAAUAAAAUGUGUUCUUAAAUUU